This is a messenger RNA of Myotis myotis, 11402 nucleotides long. RefSeq names its product transcriptional repressor GATA binding 1 (gene TRPS1). Gene Ontology annotation, molecular function: RNA polymerase II transcription regulatory region sequence-specific DNA binding; zinc ion binding; DNA-binding transcription factor activity. The record is from RefSeq and is a predicted model, not a curated record. The coding region runs from base 2014 to 5901 and encodes 1295 amino acids. Gene Ontology annotation, cellular component: nucleus. The transcript has 8 exons. Gene Ontology annotation, biological process: regulation of transcription by RNA polymerase II. NCBI's taxonomy places the organism in Eukaryota, Metazoa, Chordata, Mammalia, Chiroptera, Vespertilionidae.
AGAGACCACAAUUUGUAUUUAUUGAUCUGCAUAUUUCUAUGAAGAAUGCCAAAAGGUGUUAAGCUUUAAUAAACUGCUGUCUUACCUUCUUUGUUGAAGUAAAUAAACAUUACUGAAAGUUUUAAAAGAACUUGUAGCAAAUUGUUUUUGAGCUAGAGCUUUAUUUUAAAUUUAAAAUGAGCACAAAUAUUGGUAACUGGCCUUUAAAUGUAUCCACAAUAUAUUUGUAUAAAAUUUAUUUUUUGUUACUUUACUGUCCCUCUAAUAGCCAACAAUACCAUAACAAUACUAUGCUAUUGUGUGUAAAACAAAAUAGACUUUUUAAAAAGUUAUGCACAGGUGUUUAUCAUCAAUUUCAAGGGAAAAUCAUUAUUUUUGAAAUAAGCACUUUAUUUUAAGUGCUUAAAAUAAAAUGACGUGCACAUUAAGACAUAUUCUUAUUAAGAUAUUCUCUGGUGUGUAAAAUGAAGCCAUUCAUUCAACAGACUGACAACUUUCCACUUGGUAUUUGCCUUUGCUUAAUUUAGUUUCCGCAGGACAGCGAGUGUGGUAGUCUGCAUCUGUUUUUGGCAGGCAAAGAAAACUAUAAACUCAGACGGUUCUGUCCCAAAUAGUGCAGCUCACAAGUUACAAUCAAUUUGAUAAAAGCAGCCAAGUUUUAUGGACUUGCUUUCUGUUGUUCAUCCUCGGUGAAGCGUUCAGGUAACUGAGGUUUCUUUCUCUCUCCCUUUUGCUGGUUCUAACUACUAAUACCAUCGAUAACUAAUUCUGAGUCUUGUUUACUCCUUUCUCGUAUUUAUUUCUUAUUGAAAUGUGGAGAAAUUAAUGGCAGCAUAUCGAGACUUGGUUUUACCUUCUGGUAACUACAUUCCUCUUUUAAUAUCCUACAGAAAGAAGUAGAUUUUUUUUUUGUUUCUAUAAUCAUAAUGAUUUAUGGAAUUGUAGGGUCCCCCUUAGAUAAAAUAUGAAGGAACUCUUCUAGCCUUCGCCAAGUAGAAAUUUAAUCUGCUUUUCGAAGGGUACUCGUAAUUCUUACGUAUCGAGGGGUCUAAUGCACUUUGUAAUCGUUUACAUUGAAAAAAUUGAGCAGAGUUUUGGUAGUUAUCAAAAGUAUGUAUCUCCUAAAAAACUUUAACCCACUGGUGAAAGUAAAUAUGCUAAAAUGCCAAGUGUUGUUUUAUACUACUGUUCAGUAGCAACCAGGGCUGCUGAGGGAAUAGCCACUUUAAAAAAUUUGUCCUGGAGUAGAAGUGGGUCUUAAGCCGUUUGUUUAUUUGUGUAGGAUAUUUGAUUAAUUAUAUAGGGCCCUUGCAAUGUCUUCAGUGUUGAUCUUAUGGUCAUCUUUAGGCUUGUGUCCUAUCACCCCGUGGUUCUCUGAUCCCUGGGAAUGGAGUUUGUUGGUCUUUGGUUUGGUUCUCUGAUGGCUAUAAUAAUGUAGAACUUGAUUUAAGUUAGAAAGAGAACUUUUAGAGUUAAGGAAACCUCACUGAAUUUGAAGAAGAAUCUGUGAUAAAAAUAAUUUAAAAUGUUAAGAGUUAGAUGAAGAAAUCUGACUGGUUACUUAGCAAUGCCUACUUUUUUGUCAUCCCACUUUUUUUUUUUUUCUUCUCAAGAGCACAAAUACAAGUAGCAAAACAAAGAUGAAAUUAUCUAUGUAUUUCCAAUUUGAAGCAUCAUUGGAAAUCAUUUUAUGAUUGAGAGCUAUGAUUGAAAUACCCAUAACAUCCAGACACUUCAAAGAAGACAUGAAGGCUACGCUUUUUCGUUCCUAAUUUUGCCUCAAACCACUCGGCACCACUUCUGCUCCAAGAAUCCACCACUCUGUUGGAUCCUGAGCCAUUGAGGAUGACACUUUCUGUUAUAGAAUGAACUGCAGUAUUGUUUGAACAAAGAUGUACAGAUCAGCUCUCAAAAUGUCUUCUGUGUCUUCCCAGCGUCUUCUCAGACAGUUGCGUUAGCCUCCUGCUAGUUGACUAAUAGGAUUAAUACUUGUAGAAAGCAUUCUAAAGCCACAUGCCUUAUGAAGUCAGUGCUGGGUAUGACUUUACAAAUAUGGUCCGGAAAAAGAACCCCCCUCUGAGAAACGUUGCUAGUGAAGGCGAGGGCCAGACCCUGGAGCCUAUAGGUACAGAAAGCAAGGUAUCAGCAAAGAACAAAGCAUUUUCUGCAGGUCAGAUGUCAGAAAAUACGGAACAGAGUGAUGCUGCAGAACUAAAUAAUAAGGAGGAACAGAACUUGCAUGUUCAAGAUCCAUCUUCCAGCAGUAAGAAGGACUUAACAAGCUCAGUCCUGAGUGAGAAGCCUGGCUUCAAUUAUGAAAGCCCCAGUAAGGGAGGAAACCUUCCCUCCUACCCACAUGAUGAGGUGACAGAUAGAAAUAUGUUGGCUUUCUCAGCUCCAGCUGCUGGGGGAGUCGGUGAGCCCUUGAAGUCUCCUCAAAGAGCAGAGGCAGAUGACCCUCAAGAUAUGGCCUGCACCCCAUCCGGGGACUCCUUGGAGACGCAGGAAGACCCUAAGAUGUCACCAAAGGCUGCCGAGGAAACAGGGCAAGCGCAGAGUGGUCAAGCCAAUUGUCAAGGCUCGAGCCCAGUUGCAGUGGCCUCCAAAAACCCACAAGUGCCUUCAGAUGGGGGUGUGAGACUGAAUAAAUCCAAAACUGAUUUAUUGGUAAAUGACAACCCAGACCCGGCACCUCUGUCUCCAGAGCUUCAGGACUUUAAAUGCAAUAUCUGUGGAUAUGGUUACUAUGGCAACGACCCCACAGAUCUGAUUAAGCACUUCCGAAAGUAUCACUUAGGACUGCAUAACCGCACCAGGCAGGAUGCUGAGCUGGACAGCAAAAUCUUAGCCCUUCAUAACAUGGUGCAGUUCAGCCAUUCCAAAGACUUCCAGAAGGUCAACCGCUCCGUGCUUUCUGGUGUGCUGCAGGACAUCAACUCUUCAAGGCCUGUUUUACUAAAUGGGACCUAUGAUGUGCAGGUCACUUCAGGUGGAACCUUCAUCGGCAUUGGACGGAAAACACCAGAUUGCCAAGGCAACACCAAGUACUUCCGCUGUAAAUUCUGCAAUUUCACUUACAUGGGCAACUCUUCAACUGAACUAGAACAACAUUUUCUUCAGACUCACCCGAACAAAAUCAAAGCUCCUCUCCCCUCCUCUGAGGGUGCCAAACCUUCAGAGAAAAACUCUAACAAGUCCAUCCCUGCACUUCGAUCCAGUGAUUCUGGAGACUUGGGAAAGUGGCAGGACAAGAUCACGGUCAAGGCGGGCGAUGACACUCCUGUUGGCUACUCAGUGCCCAUCAAGCCCCUUGAUUCCUCGAGACAAAAUGGUACAGAGGCCACCAGCUACUACUGGUGUAAAUUUUGUAGUUUCAGCUGCGAGUCAUCUAGCUCACUGAAGCUGCUAGAACAUUAUGGCAAGCAGCACGGAGGAGCGCCAUCCAGCGGCCUGAACCCAGAAUUGAAUGACAAGCUUGCCAGGGGCUCCGUCAUUAAUCAGAAUGAUUUGGCCAAAAGUGCAGAAGGGGAGCCCAUGACCAAGGCAGAGAAGGGCUCCAGCGGGACUAAAAAGAAGGACUUCUCCAGCAAGGGGGCGGAGGAGAAUGUGGUGACCAGCUACAACUGUCAGUUCUGCGACUUCAGAUAUUCCAAAAGCCACGGCCCCGAUGUCAUUGUCGUGGGGCCACUCCUCCGUCACUAUCAGCAGCUCCAUAACAUCCACAAGUGUACCAUCAAGCACUGUCCAUUCUGUCCCAGAGGCCUCUGCAGCCCAGAAAAGCACCUUGGAGAAAUCACUUACCCGUUCGCCUGUAGAAAAAGUAAUUGUUCCCACUGCGCGCUCUUGCUUUUGCACUUGUCUCCUGGGGCGGCCGGGAGCUCGCGAGUCAAACACCAGUGCCACCAGUGUUCGUUCUCCACCCCCGACGUGGAUGUGCUCCUCUUUCAUUACGAGAGCGUUCACGAGUCCCAGGCAUCGGACGUCAAACAGGAAGCCAACCAUCUGCAAGGAGCAUCGGACGGGCCGCCGGCUGUCAAGGAAAGCAAGGAACACUCAUGUACCAAAUGUGAUUUCAUUACCCAGGUGGAAGAAGAGAUUUCCCGACACUACAGGAGAGCGCACAGCUGCUACAAAUGCCGCCAGUGCAGCUUCACCGCGGCCGACACGCAGUCACUACUGGACCACUUCAACACUGUUCACUGCCAGGAGCAGGACAGCACUACAGCCAACGGCGAGGACGACGGGCAGGCCGUCUCCACCAUCAAGGAGGAGCCCAAGAUUGACCUCAAGGUCUACAGUCUGCUCAGUCCAGACUCUAAGUUGGGAGAGCCCGUUCCCGAGAGUGUGGUGAAGAGGGAGAAGCUAGAAGACAAGGACGGGCUCAAAGAAAAAGUUUGGACCGAGAGCCCCAGUGAUGACCUUCGCAACAUGGCUUGGAGAGGGGCAGACAUCCUCCGGGGCAGCCCGUCCUUCACUCAGACAAGCCUGGGGCUCCUGACACCGGUGUCCGGCCCCCAAGAGCAGACCAAGACUCUCAGGGACAGCCCCAACGUGGAAGCUGCCCACCUGGCCCGCCCUAUGUAUGGCUUGGCUGUGGAGACCAAGGCGUUCCUGCAGGGGGUGCCGGCAGGCGGAGAGAAGUCCGGGGCCAUCGCCCAGCAGUACCCUCCAUCUGCAGAAAGCAAGUCCAAGGAUGAGUCCCAGUCCCUGUUACGGAGGCGUAGAGGCUCGGGUGUUUUCUGUGCCAAUUGCUUGACCACAAAGACCUCUCUCUGGCGAAAGAAUGCAAAUGGCGGAUAUGUAUGCAACGCGUGUGGCCUCUACCAGAAGCUUCACUCGACUCCCAGGCCUUUAAACAUCAUUAAACAAAACAACGGUGAGCAGAUUAUUAGGAGAAGAACAAGAAAGCGCCUUAACCCAGAGGCACUUCAGGCUGAGCAGCUCAACAAACAGCAGAGGGGUGGCAGUGAGGAGCAAGUCAACGGAAGCCCCUUAGAGAGGAGGUCAGAAGAUCAUUUAACGGAAAGUCACCAGAGAGAAAUUCCCCUCCCGAGCCUGAGUAAAUAUGAAGCCCAGAGUUCAUUGACUAAAAGCCAUUCUGCUCAGCAGCCAGUCCUGGUCAGCCCAUCUCUGGAUAUUCACAAAAGGAUGCAACCUUUGCACAUUCAGAUAAAAAGCCCUCAGGAAAGUACUGGAGACCCAGGAAAUAGUUCAUCUGUAUCGGAAGGGAAAGGAAGUUCUGAGAGAGGCAGCCCCAUAGAAAAGUACAUGAGACCUGCAAAACACCCAAAUUACUCACCACCAGGCAGCCCCAUCGAAAAGUACCAGUACCCCCUUUUUGGACUCCCCUUUGUACAUAAUGACUUCCAGAGUGAAGCUGAUUGGCUGCGGUUCUGGAGUAAAUAUAAGCUCUCCGUUCCUGGGAACCCGCACUACUUGAGUCAUGUGCCUGGCCUACCAAAUCCUUGCCAAAACUAUGUGCCUUAUCCCACCUUCAAUCUGCCUCCUCAUUUUUCAACUGUUGGAUCAGACAAUGACAUUCCUCUAGAUUUGGCGAUCAAGCAUUCCAGACCUGGGCCGACUGCAAACGGUGCCUCCAAGGAGAAAACGAAGGCACCGUCAAGUGUAAAAAAUGAAGGUCCCUUGAAUGUAGUAAAAACAGAGAAAGUUGAUAGAAGUACUCAAGAUGAACUUUCAACAAAAUGUGUGCACUGCGGCAUUGUCUUUCUGGAUGACGUGAUGUAUGCUUUGCAUAUGAGUUGCCAUGGUGACAGUGGACCAUUCCAGUGCAGCAUAUGCCAGCAUCUUUGCACGGACAAAUAUGACUUCACAACUCAUAUCCAGAGAGGCCUGCAUAGGAACAAUGCACAAGCAGAAAAAAAUGGAAAACCUAAAGAGUAAAACCUUAGCACUUAGCACAAUUAAAUAGAAAUAGGUUUUCUUGAUGGGAAUUCAAUAGCUUGUAAUGUCUUAUGAAGACCUAUUAAAAAAAUACUUCAUAGAGCCUGCCUUAUCCAACAUGAAAUUCCCUUCUCUUAUGAUUCUUUCUUUUGAUGAGUAGGUUACCAAGAUUAAAAAGUGAGACUAAUGGUCAGUGAGAAAAAAGAAAGGAAGAUGGUAAAUAGUCACAAACCUCGUAGGUCAAAAUCAUCUUGGUGAAUGUGUACUGUGGCAAUGAUCCAUAAGAAGUACCACCAGACUAUAAUUAUUAGAUUUGUAAAGAAAGAGAUCAGAGCUGUCUGGAAUUUGAAAGGGUUUACAUACCAUGAGUCUAAAGCAGUGUUGGGCUGGCCAUUGGCCCAUGUAUUCAAAAACCCAUAAAACGUUGCCUAAAUUUAGAAGUAUCAUGAAAUCCUAGGCGGAGCAGGAAAAAAAAUCUAAUCUCCGGGGCUGUGAAAGGAAAAUGGCGCCCUCUUAGAUCAGUCUCCUCUCAUUGACCAUGUUUCAGAAUUAGACCUAGAAAUGUGAGCUGCGGUGAGGCUUGGUGAGAGAUUGGCAAGAAUGUGACAGCCGAUGGCACGAUGCUUUUGGCCAGCCCUUCCUGUACAUACACAUGCACACCCUCUCUUGAUAUUUUUGUCCUUUAGAUGUUCGAAUACGCCUUUUGAAAGUAGUCCUUUUGUUUGCCAUUUAGGUUCAUUUUGUCCAAAUAUAUAUGCAUUUUUAAAACCAAUGUCCUCAGUGCUUACGUAGUAAUUUUCAUUGUAGCCAGAUAUUUCUUUCUUGUACGCGAUGAACCAGUGUGGAUUUGUUUAUUGAAGCCGCCUCUUGGUCACUAAUCUCACUUGGCACAUGAUAACUAAAGGGAUCCCCUCACUUCAAAAGACUAGAUGGAUACAAAAGUUUAGACCAUGGGCUUAAUUCGUUUAGAACACAUGGUAUUUCUCCACAAGGUAACCUGCUGUAUUUAUUUAUUUUCUUUUGGUUAAAUAUAAUUUCCAAACUUUGUGGUCAGGCAGUGUCUAAGGUCACGUUACCACAGACUGACGGUGUGUGUACCAAUCAAUUCCUUCAUUAGAUUUAUACAGGUUUAGUUAAGUAGCAUUAAAUAGGAUAGGAUUCUUAGAAGUAUGUCUUCAUAUUUCUUUUAAUACUUAAGGCUUUGUAAAACUAUCCAUGAAGGGAAAGCUCCUCAGCAUAACUGCUCAGGGAAAUAGGGCUAAAUAACUGAACAUUAAAUAAUUGGUUAAAGGUGCUGUUAGUCGAGCCUCAAUGCUUGCUACAAGGAUGUAUGUACAAGGACUGACUUUAAUAAUUUGCAUUAUAUUGUCCCAACCAGUAGUUUAUUUUUUGCCACAGAGAUGUAGAAGAUAUUACAAGCUACUGGAUGCACUGUCAGAUUAACUUAUUUCAUUAAAGAAGUUGGGAGAACAAAUAGGAAAAAAAAAAACUUAUUUUUCUAGUAAAUAUUAAUGUAUUACAUUUCAAAUAAUGGUGCCUGACAUAUUGAAUAAUUAUUUUCUACAGUGUACGUAUGCAACAAAGAUAUUCCAUCAUGCAUUAGAGUCAGUUCUGGCUCUGCCUAGCUGUUUACAUUUGCAAAUGUAGCAAACAAGGUAAUGAAGCAACUAUUUCUAUUGCGGUAGAUAUCUUUUUGUGUGUGUGUGUGUGUGUGUGUGUGUGCGUGCGCAUUAAAAUUGUAAACGGUAACAUGAAACAAAUGAAAGUUCUUGAUAUAAUGGUAUGGAAAACAAGAAGGAAAUGAAAAUAUUUUUAUGCCUACUUAGAAAAAAAAAAGGGUAGCACUAUUCAUUCCAAGUACUUUUUUUUUUUAAUUUUUAAGCUCUUAACUCACAUUGUUAUGCUUAAAAUGAUAAACAUAUAUCCUCUUUUUAUUGCUUUGUCUAUGUUUCAGAUGAAACAUUUCAGAAAUUAUUUUGAUGAGUGCUGCUGGGACCUGCAGCACUGAUGUUUUUUAUUGCAUUCUUGUAGUCGCAUUUGCACUCCGUUUUUUACAUUAAUUCGCAGUUGCUUUGUAUUGUUUUGUUCUGUUCUGUUUUGGGUUUUGUUUCUUUUUCUCAAUGCCAGGUCUUCGGUUUUUAGAGUUGGAUGGCAGGCUGAGUUCAACCAGUUCGUGACUGUUGUAGUGAAUGAAGUUAAACAUGUCUUUCUGAUGUUGUGUUGUCAUUUCCAUUCUUGCAUUUUCGUUUUCAUGUAAAGAGAGACAGAGAGAGACACAGAAAGAAAGAACGAAAUCAGGACUAAGCCUUCUGCUUCGGUUUCAUUUUUAAAGGGCUCCAUUCUGAUCUCACCUAUUGCGUAGCUCUAAUAUUCACAUAAACUGAAAUCAAGAAAUGGAAUGAGGAGCUCUGACAUCCAAAUGAUGUAAUGUAUCUUUCUUAGGAAUUUAAUGAAUGCAUCUCAGUUGUACAGGCAGACUUGGGAGGUGGCAAGCAAAGACCUAAAAAAGAGAUUUCCCAAACAAUAACACCGCAUUUAGUUUUCUUAAUGCAAAGACUGGUAACCGAGUGCACUCUGGCAAACCUCAAGCAACAUUAUAUGUGGACUGCUCAAAUCAGCAAAACACCAGAAGUUUGGUUAAGUUGGACAAUUAUACAGGUAUGACUGUUGGGGUAAAACGACUCCAUCAGCACUUUCUUCAGUGUCAGACACAAAUAGGUUGUUCACUUUUGGCAUCUUAUGUCUUUUUAUUUUCAUGUGAUUUUCUUUUUCCUCAGACAGGUUGGUAGUAAUGUUUAGCAUUGGAAAAUACAUAUCACUAUUCUUGGACUAUUUAUAGUCAAUCCACUUUUGGUAGAAUAUUCUUGGAUAGCAUUGACAUGCUAGAUCUUAUUUCUUUAUUCUUGAUUUUUUUUCAUUUUUGUUUUUGUUGUUUCAUAUUUUGAAGGAGAAGAGAUUGACCUUUUCUGAAAAAAUGAAAAUCUAUCAUGACACUAAAAUACCCCUUAUUUUUUUUAUUAAUGAGAGCCUUUCUUCCAUCUUUCAAAAUAGAUUACAAAAAUGAUUGGUUAUUAUUUUUUACUUUAUUUGGUUUUAAGAUGUCAUUUGUCUUAAGUUGUGAUUUUUCAAUGAGCUGUUUAGGUACUUAAUUUCUUUUGAGGACUUUCAAGAAGAUUUAAGAAUCUUCCCCUCUUGGAAAAAGCUUCCCAAACUCUGAUGAAAACUAUAUGCCAGCUAAAAUUGUAUGCCAUUUAAACACCGUAAGUCUCUUAAAAUCCCUAGUCUAUAUUCGACUUUAGGCCAGGAUCAGCUCAUACAUUCUCAUUCUCCCUUUUCUCAUUCUUUCUCCCUUCACCUCUCACCCAUAAUCAUGUUGUUGUUAGGGAUUGAAAAAUCAUAGCGAGCCAGCCCACCUCACAAGGUUGUGGAUUGCGAGACACUACACGACUCUAUGUGGUGAGAAAAGGAUGGAGCCUAAACGUUCACAUGUUAACUCUGCAGUUCAAAAGGGAAAGAGUGUGCCCUUCUUUCCACGUGACAUAUUGAGAUGUUCUUUUAAAUAAAAUCAACUUUGAAGAUAGUGAUGUUUUGUUCUAAACUGUUCUCUUUUAGUAAAGGUAGAUUUUAGAAAACAAGCAUGGUGAUUCUUUUCUAAGAUAAUAUUAAUGAGAAGAAGAAAAAAGUGAUUAUCAUUAACAGCUCUUUGUUGAAGCCUGUGGUAGCACAUUAUGGUUGCACAUGUGCACAUAAUCUAUUAUGAUCCAAUGCAAAUACAGCUCCAAAAACAGCAAAUGUAUAUAUAUUUUUAAAUGCCUGAGGAUAGACAUUUUUCUUAAUAAAUUUAAGAGUAUCAAUACUGCUAUUAAAAUCAUUAUUAGCCUCCUGCUGUGAGGCUGUAAAACAUCACCAAGUGACGUGUCUUGAGACCUCUGGACUGCCUGUGCCUGUUUAGUUAGUGAACAUUAACCCAGCUCUGGAGGGGGAAUGUCUGCCAUCCAUCGGUGGAAGUAUGGAGCCCAGAAGCUGGUUUUCAGCUUCUGGGCUGCAUGCCAGCCUUCUGCCUGAAGUUGACCUGAACUACAGCUUCCUGUCUUUAGGUUGAGGGCCAUGACAGAAAACACAAGACAUCUUUGAACAAGUAGGUAAAAGCUUACCUUCCUAGAUCACAGGAGAAAAUGGAGGAACUGAAAUUCAACCUGAAUAUGAAACUAAAUAUGCUAACCAAAGGUAGGUACAAGUAGGUGGAAUUCUAUCAGCAGGCAACUGUGCAUUGAAAGGAGAAUAGAAAGACAUGCAUCAAGACCUUGAAGGGCUGUGCUCUUUUCCCAAAGAAAGACUUGGCCAAGGGCAGAAGGUGUGGCUUCUUUGAAGAGCACUUCCUUUUGGUUUUCCAAUUACUGUUUCUUAGACAGUGGACUCACGUGUUCCUGAUAGCGGUGCAAUUGUGUAGAAAGUAUCCAUGGUUAUUUGCAGUAAUUAGGACCUCCAGAAGAUACUAGGGCAGAGCGUGUCAAGUCAGGGAUGAAGAAAAUGUGAAAUUCAACAUUGAUCCAUACACAGAAACUGGAUAAUGUGUGCUCAUGUGUUGUUCUCUUGAAAGGAAAGGUAGAGCUGUGAGCUUCACUCCAUCCUGCACCAGAGAAGAGCAAGAGUAACUUUACAUGGAAAUGUUACUCACCAGAGAAAACGAUCCUUCAAGUCCCAAAACUGUAUUCUGAUUUUACCCCUGGUUUUCUCUUCAUUAUAUGACCUGCAGCAAAUCACUUUUUCUUUUUGUGCCUCAGGUUCCUCACCUGUAAAAUGGAAAAAAAUAUAUAUUAAUAAUAAUAUUAAUAAUAAUAAUAAUGGUAAUGUAGUACUUGUUUGUAAAGCACUUUGAGAUCCUUGGUUGAAAGGCACCAUGGGAGUGCCAAGUAUUAUUAUAUGGCCAAGGGACUUAUUUAAACUCUCAGUUCCCAAGGGCCAGGAAAGAUUGGGGUCAUUUGUGUUAGAGAUGAGCUGUAAAUACCAUAACUAGACAGCCUAUAGUGUUGGCUAUGAAGAGGCAAAACUAUUACAAGGCUGAUAAAACAAUAGUUUUUUUAAUGGCUACCAAGGCAGAUAUCACAAUAAGAAAUGCCAAAUUCCUUCGGGUGGACAAUUUGACAACAUGGAUAACUUGGGGGGUGGGAUGGGAUGGGAAACAUCUCAAAAUGCCAAUGUAAAAUUAACUUAUAGCAAUAUUCACCAGCAGAAAAUGUCUUUCUUAUGGAAUGAUUUCAUGUUGCUAAGAAUAAAUUCAAUUUGUAGUCCUGAUUUGAAUAUUAGAAUGUUGGCUAUAAUAGUUCUGUUCUUACAACACAUGGAAUUUUUUUUUGUUUUAUUUAAUUUUGUUUUCAUAGUGCAUGUUCAUUUCUACUCACAAACAUGUUCUUGGUGUAUUUCUUAUGCAAACAAUCUUCAGGCAGCAAAGAUGUCUGUUACAUCUAAACUUGAAUAAUAAAGUUUUACCACCAGUUAUA